Molecule: messenger RNA, 1605 nt
Organism: Aspergillus mulundensis
Lineage: Eukaryota; Fungi; Ascomycota; Eurotiomycetes; Eurotiales; Aspergillaceae
Product: inositol-3-phosphate synthase INO1
Exons: 2
Coding region: 1-1605 (534 amino acids)
Biological process (GO): inositol biosynthetic process; phospholipid biosynthetic process
Cellular component (GO): cytoplasm
Molecular function (GO): inositol-3-phosphate synthase activity
Source: RefSeq, a predicted model, not a curated record
AUGGCUCCCCACGCAAACUCGGAUGUUGCUGCCAAUGGCGCCGUGAACGGGUCCGCCCAAGCUGCUCGCGCCCCUCUGUUUACCGUCAACUCGCCCAACGUCGAGUACACCGACGCGGAAAUCAAGAGUACCUAUGCUUACCAUACCACUGAUAUCUCUCGCUCUGCGGAUGGCAAGCUUGUCGCCACUCCCAAGGCGGCCACCUACCAGUUCAAGGUUGACCGCAAGGUUGGCAAGGUUGGUAUGAUGUUGGUCGGUUGGGGUGGAAACAACGGUUCUACCGUGACUGCCGGUAUCCUCGCCAACCGCCGGAAGCUUUCCUGGGAGACCAAGGAGGGACCCCGUGCUGCCAACUAUUACGGUUCUCUUGUCAUGAGUUCGACCAUCAAGCUGGGAACUGACUCCAAGACCGGCGAGGAGAUCAACAUUCCCUUCAACGACAUGUUGCCCAUGGUUCACCCUAAUGACCUCGUCAUUGGUGGCUGGGACAUCAGCAGCUUGAACCUUGCUGAUUCCAUGGACCGUGCCCAGGUUCUUGAGCCUACUCUCAAGCAGCUUGUCCGCAAGGAGAUGGCCGAGUUGAAGCCUCUGCCUAGUAUCUACUAUCCUGACUUCAUUGCUGCCAACCAGGAGGACCGUGCGGACAACGUCCUCGAGGGUACUAAAGCGUCCUGGGCUCAUGUUGAGAAGAUCCAGGCCGACAUUCGCAACUUCAAGGCUGAGAACGGUCUCGACAAGGUGAUCGUCAUGUGGACCGCCAACACCGAGCGCUACGCCGACAUUAUCCCCGGUGUCAACGACACUGCCGACAACCUUGUGAACUCCAUCAAGGCUGGUCACCUCGAAGUCUCCCCCUCGACUGUCUUUGCUGUCGCCUGUAUCCUGGACGACACCCCCUUCAUCAACGGUUCUCCCCAGAACACCUUUGUUCCUGGUGCGAUUGAGCUUGCUGAGAAGCACAAUGCUUUCAUUGGCGGUGACGAUUUCAAGUCUGGCCAGACGAAGAUGAAGUCUGCUUUGGUCGACUUCUUGAUCAACGCUGGUAUCAAGCUCACUUCGAUCGCCAGUUACAACCACCUUGGUAACAAUGACGGCAAGAACUUGAGCUCCCAGAAGCAGUUCCGCUCCAAGGAGAUCUCCAAGUCUAAUGUUGUCGAUGACAUGGUUGCUGCCAACCACAUCCUGUACGAGAAGGAUGAGCACCCUGACCACUGUGUUGUGAUCAAGUACAUGCCUGGCGUCGGUGACAACAAGCGUGCGUUGGAUGAGUACUACGCCGAGAUCUUCAUGGGCGGCCAUCAGACCAUCAGCUUGUUCAACAUCUGUGAAGAUUCCUUGCUCGCCUCUCCUCUGAUCAUCGACUUGGUUAUUCUUGCUGAGAUGAUGACCCGUAUCUCCUGGAAGGCCGACGAUGCCGCUGAGUACAAGGGCUUCCACAGCGUCCUGAGCGUCCUCAGCUACAUGCUCAAGGCUCCCUUGACUCCUCCCGGCACUCCGGUUGUCAACUCGUUGGCCAAGCAGCGCAGCGCUCUGACCAACAUCUUCCGCGCCUGCGUUGGAUUGCAGCCCGAGUCUGAUAUGACUCUUGAGCACAAGCUGUUCUAG